CCUAUUUCUUGGACUAUCUUAUACGUCUCCUAUACUGUAUACAAACCCUAAAUAGUGAAGUACUACGACCACUGUCUUGAAAACAAUUUUAACAACACGAUCCGGGUCUGCCGCUAACCACCUCUCUCUCUCUCUCUCUCUCUCUCUCUCUCUCUCUCUCGAUUUGUCUCAAAAUGGAAGAUCAAUACGGGACGGGAGAUCUGCGCCACUUCAUCGAUGGCCGGCCUCACUUUCCGGCCAUCUCUCAGCCGCUGGAUUUUCCCUCCUGCCAUCGCUCCUCCUAUCCCUACGAUAUGCUCAUCUUCCGGCAGUCGGAUUCCAGUGGCAUCGCACCUUCAGCUGAGGGCGGCGCAGCUCUUAUCAGCUUCGAUGGUGGUAUAGCCAGCGGCGGCGCAGGGCGGUGGCCCAGGCAAGAAACGCUGACGCUUCUUGAGAUCAGAUCAAGGCUUGAUCCUAAGUUCAAGAAAGCCAAUCAGAAAACCCCCUUGUGGGAUGAGGUCUCAAGGAUUAUGUCGCAAGAAUAUGGAUAUCAGAGGAGUAGCAAGAAAUGCAGAGAAAAGUUCGAGAAUCUAUACAAGUAUUACAAGAAGACCAAAGAAGGCAAAGCCGGCAGACAAGACGGCAAGCACUACAGAUUCUUCCGACAGCUCGAAGCCCUCUACGGCACCAACAACAACUCCUCAUCAGCUUCUCAUUUUCACUGCAAUUUCCCAAGCAGCAACAACGAUCAAGAACCCUAUCCGUUAUCGAAGAUUUCCGACAGCAGCCUCCCGGACUCGUGCGACUGCGACGCCAGCUCAUCGCAGUGCACCGAUUCGAACGCGGAGGAGGCGAGGAUGAAGAAGAGGAGGGGCAAGAUGAGGAGGAGCCUGAAGGCGGAGAUCGAGGCGUCGAUUGAGGCCCAGAUGAGGAGCAUGAUGGAGAAGCAGGAGGCGUGGAUGGAGAAGAUGGCGAGAGCGAUCGACGGGAAGGAGCAGGAGCGCCACGUCAGAGAGGAGCAGUGGCGCCGGCAAGACGCAGCCAGGAUAGACGGAGAGCACAAGAUGUGGGCUAAGGAGAAGGCGUGGAUCGAGGCGCGCGACGCCACCCUCAUGGAGGCCUUUAAUAAACUGGCAGCACCGGAGAGCCAGGUCACGAGGCUGAUACCGGCGGAGGAGAUGGCGUUGGAUGAGAUUGCCGGAGGAUUGAUGUGUAGGGAGAAGUGGGAUCAUGUGAUCAAUGAUUAUCUCAUCAAAUGCAGCAAGAAGAAGAAGGAGGGUAAUAAUGCUUAUGAUUCGAUUUCCAACCAUGGGAAUGGUGCUGAUGCUGCUGCAAAUGAUGGACUCUUUAGGUGCUUCAUUGGAGAUUCGUAUCAAAGAUUAUGAUCCAUCUCAAGGAAAUGAAUUUGUGAUGGUUGUGUGUGUGUGAAUGUGUCGAUUCAUGUUGCUGGAAGAAGAUGCAAAGUGAGUUGAUGGAGCUGCUGCUGCUGCUGGUUGUUUCGUUGUACCAUUAGCUUUGUUGGAGGUACUUUUAUGACUUGUAAUUAAGUUGUAAUUACCCUAUGGUAAUGCUCAAAUAACGUAUUUGUCAUGAAUUAUGUGAGUAAUUGGAGUUAAGAUUUUAUUACAAUUAA
Messenger RNA from Salvia splendens (bonfire salvia), 1612 nucleotides. RefSeq names its product trihelix transcription factor PTL. The transcript has 2 exons. The record is from RefSeq and is a predicted model, not a curated record. Bases 174 to 1364 code for a protein of 396 amino acids. NCBI's taxonomy places the organism in Eukaryota, Viridiplantae, Streptophyta, Magnoliopsida, Lamiales, Lamiaceae.